Molecule: messenger RNA, 7216 nt
Organism: Scylla paramamosain (green mud crab)
Lineage: Eukaryota; Metazoa; Arthropoda; Malacostraca; Decapoda; Portunidae
Product: chaoptin-like
Exons: 10
Coding region: 359-4381 (1340 amino acids)
Cellular component (GO): extracellular matrix
Molecular function (GO): protein binding
Source: RefSeq, a predicted model, not a curated record
AAAUAAUCUCCCAAUCACUUCACUGCACGUGGGGGCUUUGUGGGGUUUUGUAGUCACUGUUAUUCUGUCAGGGUUGAAAUCACUGUCGUCUGCCUGGUAGCGAUACUUCGAGGUAAUAGCAUUAUUUUUUUUUACUAAGAUGAUACUGCUGUGAAUUCCCUUGAAUCCCACGAUGUUAUUGAUGUGAAUGCCAAGUGCUGCAAGUUUCACAGUAUGUGUAAUAUAGAGAAUACAAGGGUUGUAACGGUGUACCGACUCUUUCCUGGAGACAAGAAAGCGUCGUUAUUACAAAAUCGCCAGGACCCUGGGCGACGAGAAAGGAGCUGGAUCUGCUGGUUGAGAUGAAGAGCCGUGUGUGAUGCAGGUGUGGGCGGUGGUGGCCGUGCUGGCUGGCGUGGCCGGGGUGGCGCUGGGUGAUGCGCCCUGUGUCAAUGUGGACAGUCAACUCACACUGCCCUGCCUUUGUAAAUCCCGCAGCGGCAACAUUACAAUCAACUGUGACAAUGUGGCCUUCCCAGGGGACUUUCCUCUAUUACCCUUCAAGAUGAAUAUUGUUGAGUUCACGCAGAGAAACGCUGGAAUACAGGCUCUGCGAGGACAGCUCUUCACCGCUUCUGACCUCCCUCUCAGGAAGGUGGAUUUCUCCCGCAAUGCCAUCCGUCGUCUCAACAUGGAUGUGCUGGAAGGCCUGGAGUCUCACCUGCUUGAGCUUCACCUCAACCAUAACCUUCUGGGGAACAACUUUAAUCCCAGCUUCUCCUUUACGGAAGUUGCUAAGCUGACUGCACUCCAGACUCUGAACUUGGCAUUUAACCAUAUCCGGGAAUUGGAUGUUGGAUUUCUGGCAACUCUUACUAGCUUGGAGGUGCUUCAUCUGGAAGGAAACAGUUUUCUGGCCAUGCCCACACCUGCACUUAAGGGGCUGGACAAGCUGAAGGUCCUCACUCUGCAGGAGAAUGACAUAGACAUCAUCAAGAAGUCAGCCUUGCUUGAGACACCCACCCUAGUUUUCCUCAAUGUAUCACACAACCGCAUUGUUAAUAUCGAAGUAGAUGCCUUCAUGGAACUCUCCGAACUUGUCACUUUGGACCUUUCAUACAACAGAAUUGCUAAUCUGCAAGGUGGAACUUUUAAUGGACUCACCAGUCUUGAGGAGCUGGAUGUCUCUUCAAAUUUCUUGAUGGAGGUUCCUGCAGAUGCCCUGAAAGACCUCACCAACCUGAGGACAUUAGUGCUGCAUGACAAUCUCAUACAGACCUUGGGAGGCGUAGUGGCUCUCGGUCCCAUGGUGAAUCUCCAACACUUAGAUCUUACACGUAACAACAUUGGAGAACUUCCAACUGGUACUUUCAGGCAACUCUCUGGACUUAAAAUACUUAAGCUGGCUGUUAAUUCCAUGAGACAGGUGGAUGAGGAUGCAUUUGAUGGGUUAUCCUCAUUGGAAACACUCCACUUGGAUGAUGACAAUAUCCUCUCCAUACCCUGGACAGCUUUGGCCAAGGUGGGAACCCUGACCGAGUUGUCGCUGGACUACAAUCGUGUUGGGGUGAUCUCGGCAGACAGUCUCCAGACACUUACUGGCCUCCACCAGCUGUCCAUUGCUCACAAUAUCAUCAGAGAGCUACCACCAGGAACAUUCUCCAAUUUCACAUCUUUGGAGAGUCUGAACCUGUAUGGAAAUCAACUUCAAAACAUCAUUCCAGAAAGUUUAAUCGGUCUUCGAAACAGCUUGAAAUCACUGAAUCUUGGACUAAAUCGGCUCAAUGAACUACCACAAUUUGAUUUCCCACUGUUAGAAUCACUAGUUCUGUCUAAAAACAACAUAACUAGUCUUCCUUCUGAUGUUUUUGUUCUACUGCCAGAGCUCAAGAUGCUUGACUUGAGUGAGAACCAUCUUUCCUUGUUACCUGUUACCCUCCUCCACCCAAUAAGAAAACUUUCCACUCUAGAUCUCAGCAAAAAUCAAAUAACAGAAAUUCGCCCUGGACAGUUCAAUGAAUCUUUUAUUAAUGUUAUUAAUUUCCAACAUAAUAAAAUACAAGAGAUCCCAAGUGAAGCUUUCAGGGAUUUGCUCUUCUUGCACACACUAGAUCUGAGUCACAACAUGAUAAGGAGCAUCAGUGAUGGUGCUUUUCUAAACAUUCCACUUAUUCACAUUCUUCGAUUAAAUAAGAACAUGCUGCCAUCAUUCAAGAAGGAGUAUUUCAAACUUACUAUACCAGCACCAAAUACAGCAUUAAGGAUUUUAGACUUGAGUAACAAUGAUAUCACUUUCCUACAGCCUCGUGCCUUUAUUUUACAUAAAAAACUUACGUGGCUUAGCCUCUCCAACAACAGGCUGACUUUCUUUCCUUCAGAAAUUGUGCAUGACCUUGUUGAUUUGGAAUAUCUUGAUGCUCACAAUAACCAGAUUGAAAAACUUGAAGACAAUGAUUUCUCCAACUCAGUACGUCUGCGAGAGCUGAACCUUCAAAACAACCUAAUUGCAUCAAUAGCUGAGACAGCUUUCCAAAAUUCAACCCAACUUCAAGAUCUCAAUUUGAGUCACAACAAAAUCCAAGAACUUCCAGAAGAUGCCUUUUUGGGUAUUGCACGGCUUCAUCUGGAUCUCAGUCACAAUGAACUGAUGUCUCUUCCAAAAAUGAUAUUCCAACGGACAAAGAUUCACAAGCUUCAUUCAGUAAAUCUGGCUUAUAACCUGUUCGACAAAGUACCUGUGGAGACCUUAAGGCAACAGUACUUCUUCCUAUCCUCACUAAAUAUGGCCCACAACAACAUUAGUGGUGUGCCAAGCAAUGCUGCUAUUCUAGUUAAUAUAAAGACCCUUGACUUAUCAUACAACCCUCUCACUCCAGAGGAUAUAUUUACUUUGUUAAAUGAACCCAAGACAGUGCGGCAUCUGAGUCUUGCAGGCACAAAUGUGACAGAGAUUCCUGCUAUUGAAGCAAGAUUUCUGUUAUCUUUAAAUCUAUCAGACAAUAAUAUUAUUGAGAUCAAAGAAUCUUCCUUUCAGUUAACACAAAAUCUACAAGAACUUGAUGUGUCUAAAAACAAAAUACCCAAUCUUAGCUAUGGGCUGGCUAUGGCUUGGCCUAAGAUACCUGACCUCAGGAAAUUAGAUAUAUCUUAUAACCCACUUGCUUAUAUUGUGCGAGGCGAUUUCAACUACCUUGGCAAUCUUGAAGUUCUCCGAGCUUCCAAUUUGCCUCGAGUGGACCGCAUAGAGCGACUUGCCCUUGGGCCCUUACGGUCACUCAGGGAGCUUCACCUGCACACACUGCCCCAUAUUGCUGUGCUAGAUGUGCGUGGCAUCCUGGAAGGUCAUCCAGGCAUGGAAGUAGUGGAUAUUGAGCUGACUGACCGAGAAGUCCAUGAUCAACUCCAUCCAGCAUUCUACCCUAGGCUACGAAGUUUAACUGUCCGAGGUCGCUCUGUGGAAGCUUUAUCUGGAGGUGCCUUUGCUGGCAUCAAUAGCCCAGAGUUGACUAUUGGUCUUAUUAAUACUAAUAUCAGCAACUUAUUGUCAAACUUCUUUUUCCCAGUGCCAAUGUCUUCAAAAAUUGUGCUAGACAUUUCAGAUUCUGCCAUCACUUCUCUCAGCCCUCAGUUCCUGAGUACUCUGGAUUCCAAACAGCGCCAUCUGAGCCUCAUUGGACUGGAUUCCAAUCCACUAUUUUGUGAUUGCAACAUUCGUACUCUGAGACGCUGGCUGUUAGGACGGGGGCCCCGAGACAGCCUCUUUAAUGUGACUUGUGAUGCUCCAGCAAGCCUAAAUGGCACAAUUUUGACCUCAUCAAGUGAGGCAGACCUUACAUGUGAAGGUCGACCCACUACCACAACCACAGACCCUCCACUGUUUACAACAACUCGACGUCGGCCAACCACUACAGACAACAUCAUUACAUUUGAUGACAUGACACAUCGAACAAACACUGGUAAGGAUAAAAGUGAAGAUCUGAAGUCUCCUUCACGUGCAAGUGCUGGGCUCAACAUGGACACGGUUAUCAUUGGUAUAGUGGGUGGAGUUGUAGCAUUUGUGGCAAUACUAAUUAUCAUCAUAUGCCUUAUUCGUCUUCGCUCGGACUCUCAGUACCGUGGAGGUCCCAUGGCGGGUCCAUUGGCAAUGAGAAAUCAUGGAAAUUGUACUUGUCUGAAGCCUCCCCAACCACCUGGCAGCUGGGCCGGCUAUCCAGGCCCCUAUGCUGCAACGUUGCCCCCACCUCCCUCUUCCCGUGCUGGAACACUGAAAAUGCUGCCCCCACCAGCCACACCUAUUCCCUCAGCAUAUGGAACAGUAGGAGCAAACAGUGCACGAGGAUAUUAUCCAAACCACUCCUACUACAUGGGUUAUCCCCCAGAGAGUGAACAUGAACACCGGUAACAAGGCAGUUGGGGCACAGCAGGUUGUUCCUGCUGUGCGUUUGCUUCUGUUCUCAAUCAAUGUGGCUAGAAUGUGCCAUCCUUGGGCCUCAUCACAGUGCCCUACCCUCUUCAGCCCCACAAAACAUGUUCAUUCCUUUUGUCUGAUGCCACAAGGCAUUUCUCACUUUAACAAUCUUGGGCUGUUAUGUAUAUAUUUUAUAUACUAUGUAUGUGCUAUGUAAUUAAGUAUAAUGUUUUGAGUGAGGUUAAGAGUAUAAUAAUAUUUUCAACUAGAACUAAGGUGUCUCCACAAGUUUUGCAAAUAAGACAUUGCUAUCAUGAAUGAGCAACAUGCCUUGCAUAUCUUCUGACAGCAACUUCUGACUCAGGCUGACUCAGGCCAUGAUCUGAUUAGCUGCUUACUCGAUACUAAAAUCAUGAAAAUAUAGUGCAAGGUAUUUUUACACUACUGUCACUACUCACUCUGAUCAUGUCAAUCUGAGUUAAGAUGUGGAGGUUAAUGUACACAGUUUUGUAAAAAUAUGAAUUUUCUGAAUAUACAAUAGGCUUUUUUUUUUUUUUAUAUGGAUGAGACUUUAAACCACUAAUAACUUUUAUAAAUAAAAAUUAUUGUACAGUGUUCCUUCUAAAACUUCACAGGACAGAACUAUGUACCUUACAAGGUAGAAUUAUCAACUUAAUUUUUACUUACAGAAAAAAAUGUGCUCUGUUUAAUUAAACUUGGGAGAAAACUCAUUUCAUAAUUCAUCAUCAUUUUGGAAAGGCAGCUCCUUGUUGUUGAAUGGAUUGGAUUUAUAAACAUGUUUGUGUGCAAUUUGCUUGUCAGGUUACAUAUUUCCUAGGAGGAUUCUCCUUGGAAUACUUUUAGUACUAUGACUUUUGUUAUAUUUAUUAACUUAUUACUGUACUUAUCCUUGCUCUAUGCAUGACCAAACAAAUGUAAUUAAUUACUUGUCUUCACUUGUUUGAUGCAUUAAUUUUAAGUUUGAACUCUUCACUUACUGGUGCAUCUCAUAAUACUGCACAUUCACCUUCCCAUUCUCUUUAGUGCAUUGUAAUAUUAACAAUUUCCAAUUGUGAAAGUUUUGCUUCCAUAAAGCAACACACUUAGCAUGUACAGUGCAUACACAAUGUACUUCCUGUGUGCAAAUAUAGUUUUCUUUCUCUACACAUGAUACGGAAAAGUGGUAACAGAUUAUGUACCACAAAGCAAACCUAAUGCUGGUGUUUUACUAGGUAGUUGUUGCAAACACACACAAGCUAAUUUGUUCUUUUGUGAUGAAUCUGCAUGUUAGGUGUCACGCAGGUAUGUGUAUCAAGUGUUGAAUCAGGUUAUCAGUGAGCAGAAUGAACUGUUCUACUGCACCUUUAGCAAAUGUAAUUAAUUCACUUCACCAUAUACUACCUGCAGCAGGUGUAAUGUACAGUACUGGACAUGCUGCUCAGUGAACUUACUUAAGGUAAAUAUAAUGAACUAUGUACCAGAUCAUUAGCAAGUGACAAUUCACACAUUGCUUUGCAUGUAUAUAUACAUGACUUGUAUUAUAUCAGUGUUGUGUUGUACAUGACUUGUAUUAUAUCAGUGUUGUGUAUUAAGUGCAGUCAAUUAAUGCAGCUUAUGAUGGGAGCAGUUCAGUACAUACUUGAACUGUAGCUUGUAUAAUGUGCUCCACACUGUGUAAUGACUUGUUUCUAAGGCCAUCAAACCAGCUUGCUACUGGUCAUAUUCCCAUAGCUUGUCUUGGCAUCUCAGUGGUUUUGAAUUUAAUCUUCAAAAUGUACACUUUUCUUAUUCAUUCAUCAUUAUUUUAAUAAAGAGUGCUGGAAUGGUUGUUACCAAUGUGAUGUGCUAAAUAACAUGCAGAGAAACAUUAGUGCUAUGUGAAUCAGCCAUCCAUGUAGGUAAAACUGAUCUACUCCCCUGUAGGUGGUGGCUUAUGCCUUAUCACACAACAUUAAUAGAUGCUCCAUUUGAUAUAAGCAUCUGCAGAUGAUAGUGUGUUGUUACACAUCACACUCAUUAACAAUGGUCAUCAACAACUACACCUAUGCUUAAUGUAUCAAAAAUUAAAAUUCCCAUGAAGAAUGCUUUCCAUCCAGUAUAUCAUUACAGCUAUUUAGUUGAAUACCAGUUAUGAAUGACAGACAAUAUAUAUGCCCUUGCCAUAUUCAUAACAGUGGUACAAUGCUUUGAAUGUCUGAUCAUUAGCAUGCUGGAUGAGAAAAUACCAGCUGUUAACAGUGAACUACCUAACUUCUGGCACUCAUUUAAAAAAAUAAUUACUCCUGCAUACAAUGUCUUACUGUAUAAAACAGGGUCCAAAUUAAUGUCAAUAGCCGCAAAGUUCAGUGAAUCAUGUUCACUGCUUACCUCACUUAAAACUCAAUGCCUGUUGUGUGUCCAAGUUCACUAUUCUUUGCAUAUCCCCACCUUACUCAACCAAAGCCAUGCCUCUGCUCUGAUUGUUAAGCCACAGCCUUCAUCUUGGGGCCACACCAACUCCUCUCAUGCAAUCUGAAAUGGCAAAAGCUGUCUUACUUCAGAGUUGCUAAAAUAUUCUCGCAAUAUAUUAUCUACUGAACUGUAUAUGAUGAAUUAUUUUUCUUGGGAAAUGACCAUCUUAUUGGAGUUUACUGUGUAUGUAUAAUAUGCAUAGUGCUUUAUGGUAUAUAUAAUUCACUUUCCAAACAGGAAAGACUGUACUUACAUAGACACUGUACCACACUUGUUUUGACUGUUUUGAGUAUUUUGUUUAUUACCACUGUCGCAGCAGCUACAAAUAUCAAGGUUGCUAAAAUAUUUUUGUACAAUGACUUUAAUAAAAGAUUUUUU